This is a messenger RNA of Stylophora pistillata, 8451 nucleotides long. RefSeq names its product polycystin-1-like protein 2. Gene Ontology annotation, cellular component: membrane. The record is from RefSeq and is a predicted model, not a curated record. NCBI's taxonomy places the organism in Eukaryota, Metazoa, Cnidaria, Anthozoa, Scleractinia, Pocilloporidae. Gene Ontology annotation, biological process: detection of mechanical stimulus. Gene Ontology annotation, molecular function: calcium channel activity; protein binding; calcium ion binding.
GACAACAUCGUCAUUGCAGCGACAACAGCAAAACUCUAGGGAAAAAAGGAUACCAGAUAAAGCCACGAUGAUGCAACAAGAAGAGAAAACUUGGCAAUGCAGGCCCACGUGAGCCACUGGUGAUUUAUUAGCAGAAGGGGGCACCUUGGAUAACAUUAUGGCGAAAAUACUCAUCAUCGCCUCUUUUAGCUUUACCUUCUGUAUCUCCAACGCACAAGACACAGUCUCGCCAUCUGAAGUUGCUUGUAAUCUUCCUCUUGGAAUAAUAUCAGGAAAAUUUAAGCUGUUGUCUUUGUCCAUUCACCCUAAGGGGAGACAUUCCAUUGAGGCAAAGAUAAAUGUCUCUGGCGGGUAUAGAGCUGCAAAAGAGAGUAAACUAGAAUACAAGUUCGUGUUGGUAAAGUUCGAAACAGAGACAGUCGUAACUGGAGUGGCGACGCAAGGGUUUGGUGAUCCUGAAGUUGAAGAAUGGGUCGAACAGUAUUACGUGGGGUUCACGCGUCAAAGCAGUACGGAAAAGCUUUAUGUAAAGGACAGCCGUGGGAGACCCAAGCUGUUUCAAGGAAACAGUGACUCAAAUACGAUUGUGAGAAACAACUUUGCACCUGAAAACGUACAGAUUAUCUAUAUCGAGCCACAAGAAUACCACAACAAUGUUGCCUUCAGAUUUGAACUCUACGGAUGCAUAAUGAAGAGGUCUGUGGACCUAUACUUCCGGUGGAGAGAUGAUCACUGUACUUUGGAAAUGCUCAUAGACAAAAAAUCUGAUGGGUUUCAAAUAACUGAAGAGAAGCUAGCAAACGAGAUAGGCCAGAUUAGCAGUCUCCCAGGAGUGCAAGUGGCUAAGCUCGAGAGCCUAAGACCUGGAAGCUUAAUUGUUGGCAUCAAAGUUGGCGUGCAAGAUUCACAAUUAAAACAGAUGAUUGUGGGAGCAAAAAAACUCUUAAAAAGCUUCACCAAAUUUGACUCUAGCUUCUUUGCUGUGAAGGACCCUAAAGGGUCGUCCUCGUGCACAAUGCCAAACAUUUCUUUAUCAAGCUUUUCCCAUGACCAUGAUAAAGCUAGGAGAAUCAAUCGCUCAGCAUCGUACGUAGUAAGAGCAUCAAUCAACAGUGAAAUUCGGCAAAAAGCUCUUGUUUCUUGGAAAAUUGCACAGUUGCAGAACUCUCGACGGAAAGAUGUGGACAGGACAAAUGCUUUUAAAUCCAUAAGUAUUUCCAUGGAGGAUACUGCACUUGGAAAUACAACUAUUAUACCAAAAGAGAUACCAAAACACACCCUUCAAUAUGGUGUACACUACAUUGAGGUUCAGGUAAAUGCCAGUGGUUGUAUGAACUACAAUUAUGGAUUCCUGCGAGUCACAGAAACACCUAUUCAUGUGGCUGUGUCGACAAACCCUCCACUGGAAGAGGGUGUUCUUAAAGGAUACCACAGGUAUCUUGAGUUUAAUGCAUCAAAUUCUUUUGACCCUGAUGUGCAAAAGAAAUAUAAGAGUGGCUUAACUUUUACAUGGCUUUGUGCAAGGAAAAAUGAGACUUUAGGAAAUACUGCAACACUACCUGUUGUUGUUCCGCAUGGAAGUGGAAACAGAUUAAAUGCAAAGGGAUGUUAUGGAACUGGACCUGGCAAACUGAAUUUUACAGGUGCAUUUUCAAAGUUAUUCUUGGACCAAAUGGAGCCCAAGAAAAGUUAUAUUAUCCAGUUAAUUGUGGAAAAAGAUUCGAGGAAGGAGAAUAUUUCAUAUGAGUUUGAGUUAAAAAGUGCAAACAGUUUCGAUCUUGAAAUCAGAUGCAAAAGGAAUUGUAAACGAAAAGUAAAUCCUAAAGAGAAAAUAUUUUUCGAAGGAGUUUGUGGCGGUGAUCUUUGCAAGCAAAAAAAAAUGCACUUCAGCUGGUCUCUUUACGUAAAGAGAGACAAUGGAGAAUUUCAGCCAGCCACGAUACAAAAUAAUCGCGACCUUUCGCUUCUGGAAAUUGACGAACUUGUGUUACAAGAAGGCAGAAAAUAUGAACUACAACUUCGUGGCAAUCUAACUAAGGACAUCAGAAGUUCUUUUACUUAUCCUUUCACAACAAACAAAUCCCCAAGAGGAGGAAACUGCACUGUUGAUCGAUUUACAGGUCAAGUUUUGGUGACAAAUUUCACAUUUUCCUGUUUAGGGUGGGUGGAUGAAGACAGUGACCUGAUUUAUCAAUUUGGGUACAGGUCGAGUAAUGGGGUAUAUGAAAUACUUCAGGAAAGCCCCUCGCCUUAUUUGAAGACUAACAAGCUUCCUCUUGGCGACACCGAGAAAGAAAAUAUGUUCCAAGUGGACAUCUAUGUCAAAGACAAAUGGGGUGGAUUUGGGCUCAGAAGUGUAAAGGUUAAGGUUCUCUCCGGUAGGACAAUUAACGCAACGACCCUGUAUCAAUUUACCAUGGGCAAUAAUAGUGAGAUGGCUAAGUUACUGAAAAGUAAAGAUGGUGGCAAGGAUGCCAUGCGGCUGGCGAACACCUUACUGUCCGUGAUGUCCGCAACAACUGAUAAAGAAGUUAAAAAAGAGGACAAAAUAAAGUUCAAGGACGAAAUGAUCAAACAUUCAUCAAAAGUCAAAGUUGAUGACCUUCAAGGAAUCAUUCUAGUGACCUCAGUUGUAGCCAGUGCAACUGAUAAAAGUGAAGAACUCUCGGAAGAAUCUCAGUGGACUUCAGUUGAUGUUUUGGAAAGUAUGACAAAUAAGUUUCAAAACAUUACCGUUGGAGGAAGUGACAAAGACCCGACCGGCAUUAACAAGGCGGGAAACAAUCUCUUGGUGGGAAUUGGAAAUGUGCUUGAUGCAAAUGCCGUGAAAUCUGAGGCAAAAACACAGACAGGCAACAAGAAAGACGAAAUAAGCAAAGAAAGUAACAAUGUUAACGUUACAAAGACAAAAGUUCUGGCUGAAAAAGCCUUUAAACUGAUUACCAAGAUCGGGGACAGCAUGCUAUCGUCAAGAGAAGUUGGUGACGAGCCUGUUGAAGUUGAGACCAAGGCAAUAUCCAUGAGGUUAGACAGAAAGACUCCAAGAGCAAUGAGCGACAAACCCGUCAAGAUAAAGGACAGCAAAGUGACAUUCCCUCCGUCUGACGAGCUGUUAGGUGAGAAAGCACAAGAAAUGGCAUAUGUAGACACGCAGAUGCUUUCUUUGAAGCAUAAUCCUUUUUCGUGGGACAAAACCGCCAAAGCUGUUAGGUCAGCCGUGAUCAGCAUUGACCUUAAGAACGAUAAAGGAGAGGUUCUAGAAGUCUUGGGACUGUCUCAAGAAAUCGAGCUCUACAUAAAAACAGAUAGACAACAGACACCCCAGGUUCCUUUACACUCUUUUGUGAAACCAAGUGUUAACGGCAGUAUGCAAUACCACAGAGUUUCAAUUGACGAAGACGGAAUGGUAGUAAGCGUCAAGGUGGUCCCAUCAAACGGAUCAAAAUUAGUCGUUUAUUUUCGCCAUCUUCGCCGACCGACACUAACGAACUACGAUUUCGUGGCGGAGGUCCCAGAUUUCACCUCAUGUAAAAGGCAUGCCAAAAAAAAAAUUAAAAACUCGAGUCAUGCAAUGCUCGAUGGGAAUUUUAACUGCACCAAGGAUCCUUAUUUACUGACACUUUCUAGUGACGUCACCGGUCACAUUGGUUUACAUUACAUUGGAAUUCGUCUUCCUGGCUCCGAUGAUAUUUCAAAGGAAAUUAAACGCAGGCGGAGAUCUUGUUCUGAAAAUGGAAGACAGCGGAGAUCUGAAAUGUGCGUGGAGUUCAAGGACCCCCCGACUACCCCCCCUCCAACCCCCAGGGUGAUUGUCCCGAAGUAUGAUCCCAGUACUGAUGAAAACUACACAUUGUCAAUCUCCAUGGGAGCAUGUUUAUAUUGGUCCGAAACCAAAGAGAAAUGGACUUCAGAAGGCUGCAGGGUUGGGCCAAAGUCAGUCAAUGGUUCUGUUCAGUGCCUCUGCACACAUCUCUCUGCGUUCGGUGGUGACUUUUUGGUCGCUCCGAAUCCUAUUGACUUUGACCAAGUGUGGGACGCGUUCAGCAACAUCUUGGAGACAAAAAACUUUGUAGUGCUUGGUACUGUAUGUGCUAUGCUUGGAAUUUACUUAAUCGCAGUGGUAUUUGCACGGCGGGCGGACCGAAGUGACAGGCAGAAGGUGACCCAAGUGAUUCCAUUAGGUGACGUUAAUCCUAGUAGCUACUGCUACGAGCUGAAAAUCCAUACUGGUUUGUGGCGGCGAAGCGGAACUACCGCUAAUGUAGCUGUCAUGAUUUACGGUGACACUACAGACACUGAUGUCAUUCCGCUGAACUGCAGCACCAUGUGCAACAAUGAGCUUUUUGCUCGGGGAAGUGUCAACACGUUCAUGUUGUCGCUAAAGGAGUCGCUGGGCGACAUAUCGCAUAUCAAAAUCUGGCACGAUAAUUCCGGUGAAAAUCCUCAAUGGUUCGUCAACAAAAUCGUCAUCCGGGAAACGACGUCGGAAACCGCAUGGCAUUUUGUGUGUAACCGCUGGUUGGCAGCCGAAAGGGAGGAUGGUAAAAUUGAGCGCGUCCUUUACGUGUCUUCCUCGAGUGAAGUCAACAGUUUUAAGAACAAGUUUUACAGUCGAGUGACAGCGGGGCUUGGUGACGGGCAUGUAUGGCUAUCGGUUAUCACCAGACCCCCGACGAGUCCAUUUACGCGCGUCCAGCGUGUCUCGUGUUGCUUAUCCGUGUUGAUGUCUGCAAUGCUCACAAACGCCGUGUUUUACCAGUUUGGCGCUAAAGAUACCGAUAAUGCUUUUCACCUCGGGCCAUUUGUAUUAAGCUGGCGACAGAUCACUAUAGGUAUACAGAGUGCUGUCUUGGUUGUUCCUGUGAAUGUGUUGAUUGUGUUUUUGUUCCGUAACAGUAGACGCAGACGAGGGGUUACUCAGGCCUACAACACAAACAGUGACAACUUCACGGUGGAUGAAACGCGCAAAACGGGCUGCUUUUUGUCGCGAUUUUUUGUUUAUAUCGCCUGGGUGCUAUGCAUUUUGACUUCCCUAACUUCAGCCGCUUUCACCGUCUUCUACAGCAUGAUGUGGGGCACUGAAGUGUCCAACGAAUGGCUGACCUCGAUCUUAGUGUCGUUUACUCAAGAUGUUCUAUUUAUUCAGCCAGUCAAGGUAGUACUUGUAGCUUCACUAUUGGCAUUACUCAUCAAGAAGGCGCCAGAAGAUGACAGUGAUAAAGAAAAUCAGAAGUCAAUGGCGCAGUCUAUAGUUAAGGGGGAAUCCCAUAAACCACUGAAACCCGACAACCAGCAACUAAAAAAGUUUCGGGAGUACCGCUUACGAGUGAUGGUGAUGGCGCGAGUUCUCAUCGAAUUGGCUUUCUACUUGACCUUUGCCUGGGCACUGAUGACGAUAUCUUACGGUAGGAGAGACACUGGGCACUACUGGAUGACAAAGGGAAUUGAUGACUUGUUGCCGAAAUUUUAUAAGGUCCGGGAUACUGAUACAUUUUGGGCUUGGACCCAGAAAUAUCUAGUUCCCGCUGUGUAUGACGUAAAGUGGUACAACGGAAAGCCCUUUGAGUACAAAGAAGGAUUCAUGUCAGACAUGUCCGGAUACUUAGUCGGCAUGCCCCGCUUUAGGCAGCUCAGGAUUAAACCAGGCCCGUGUCCUAUUUCACCACGGUAUCCUGAAUUCAGGGAAAUACUGCAUCCCUGCCUGCCACCUUACAGUGUAAACAGCGAGGACCAAACCCCAUACAGUAUGCCAAAAUGGCGGAAAGUUCCAACCAAUAAAACAGUACUGCUAUCGGAAUUUGCACUGCGUCGGAUGUGCCCGAGACCUUGGCGUUACAAGACAUCGGAACAACUGCAGAGUCUCCCAUUUCAAGGUCUGCGAGCACUUUACGGAGGAGGUGGAUUCGUAGCAGAUCUUGGUUACACAAAGGCAUCCGCUCUAAGGGUCAUAAAAAACUUGCAGAAUAAUUUAUGGGUUGAUGAAAAAACGCGUGCGGUCCUCAUCGAGUUUUUGGUUUUUGACUCGUCCACAAAUCUCUUCAGUGCUGUCUCGUACAUUUACGAGGCUCUGCCCUUGGGGGGUGCAUCUACGUUUAAGAGAAUCAACACGAUGUCGCUGUACGGUGCGACGGGAACGCGUUCUUUCAGCGCGGUGUGCGAGCUAAUAGUACUUCUCAUGGUGUUCUACUUUAUCAUAGCUGAGGCAGUGAAAAUCUGGAAGGACAAAUGCUCCUAUUUCAAGUCCGCAUGGGCUUAUGUGGAGAUGGCACAGAUUUUAUCGGCAACAGCCACAGUUGUGCUUUCCAUUUUCCAAAGGUACUAUACUACGAAGCUGGUGAACAGAAUUCACGCAAAUCCCUUUGAAACUUCAAGCUUUCACUACGCUGUAAUGUGGUCAGAUCUUGAAAAUGCGCUUAUAGCCGUGCUGGUCUUCAUUUUAACAAUAAAAGUUCUCAAGAUCUUACAAUUUAACGAACACAUUUCUAGUUUGGCGGCGAGCAUGGUUCGCUGCCGCGCUAAAAUCGUUUCUUACUCGGCUGUCUUUAUGGUGGCAUUCCUCGCCUUUAUGCAAGUUGCACUUCUCGUCUUCGGUAGCACGACGAAAGCGUACUCGAGUGUUUCCGAGGUCUUCCGAACUCAGUUCGGAUUGUUUAUCGGAGGAGAUACGGACUACCACGAUCUUAAGUCGGCCAAUCGGAUUAUCGGGCCAAUCUACUUCUUUUUGUUCAUGACCUCCAUGGCUACUAUACUUAUAAACAUGUUUCUAGCGAUCCUUAAUGAAUCCUACCGAGAAGUGAGAAUUUACCCUGAUCGAGAGAACGAAGAGGCUGAGAUGCUGAGGGUGUUUUUGGAUUAUGCUAAGAAAGCAGUGGGUAAAAAGCUUACCUCGUUUAAGGAAGAGAAAUUUUUCCCAAGGAGAGACAGCUACAGCGUUAAAAAUCAACAAUCACAACACAAGGAAAAGUUAGAAGAAGACUUUAAGUACAAACCAAUAAACUGGAGUAACUGCGACUUUACCUGUGAUAAAAAUCUCGUGGGUAACGAUGCUGUUAAUGAGAGCUCGUUUCUUGAAGACAUUAAAAAACACUUAAGAACUAUCAGCAGCGAGCUGAAAGACAUUUCUAUCUUGCAUCGCUCACGAAGGUACAAAGUCCAUAAAGUUCAAAAGAAGUUAGGCAUCCACGAUCAGAGGUUCAACGAAGACUUGCGGAUGCCUUGCAGGGGACUGGGGAUAGAAAAAGUAUCCAGUAAAUGCAGUUUAUUUAGUUUGAGUGAAAGUACAAUGUGCAUUGACAGACUACGUAAGGGUCGUGACUCGGUGAGAAAGUUGCUAGGCAACGAAGACUCUUUCGAUGUCGAAGAUGCCGAGUGGGACGAUGGGACAUCGUACACUGAGUCAAUGAGAACCUUCUUUGGCAAUUCUGGGACUAUCUAUGACCCGGAUAGAGACCCUUUCAGUGACUCGGAUGCUGAUGAUUUUCAGGAUCGAGAAAGCUACAUUUAGAUUUACAGAUCUAAAGAUCGAUUGUACAUACCUAAGAUGGCGUCCCCUCGUCGAGACUGAAGCAAUAUAAACUCAAUUCAAAAGAGAAUCAAGAAGAGACUGAAUCCCUCGUAUGUGCUUUAUUCUUUCCUAAUUUUUUGACUUGCGACUUGCGCAUGUGCUCGCACCUACGCAAAUUAUUUAAGAUGUAUCGUACUUAUAUAUACAGGUUAAUCAUAAACAUACAAACCACAGGCUGGUUAAUACACAAAUACUUAUAUAUGUUAGAUAUCGAAUUGAGGAUUUAAUUGAACUGGAUACAAGUUUGCACAUAUUUUCCCUGGGCUAUGUUGUUGCCUAUAACAUACCUCUUUAAUGACUGGCCGGCCUAAAUGGUAUUCUUCACGUAGACAAAUUGGACGAAUUCUGACCUCGACAAUAUGUUAGAAAACGGUAGAAUUUUCAUUCAACAGCGAGCGCAGGUAGUCUAAGAAGGGUUAUUUGCGUGCGCAUAGAAGAAUAAUAGCUAUGUUGGCCAUAAUGACAGAUGUCUAUUACGAUGAAAUGAGUAAUAAUUCACUCAAGAUGUGCGAAGGAUAAGCAUCCAGGACCUGUUCUCUUUUUAAGUAGCUUUACAAAGUUAAAAUUAUUAUGAUAUCCGUAUUUUUAUAGCUUUGUUUAAAUGAUAUAGCCUUGGAGUUAAACGUUAGACAAGUUGAUCUAAGGAUAGUCGUUAGCUGGACUAAAUUGCUUUUGUCAAACCAUGAUCUAGCUGAACAUUAUUGGUAUCCAAAGUUGAGUAUGUAAAUAAGUAUACUGAAAAAGCGUAUGACAGUCUCGGUAUUAUACAUUAAGGGAACGCAGAGGGUAGUGCCGAGAAAAGCUAUGGUCUUCGAUCAUCGAACACAUGAUGUUUAAUUCACGUCAAAGGCUGAAAUGUAAAUAAAAGAUUUGUACGUCAAAGAUAA